GAGGUGGGGCCGCUCCUCCCCGACGCCGGCGGCCCAGGGCGGCCGGCAAGCAGCGCCCGCCCGGAGUCGCAGCGGUCCCCUUCGCCCGGCGAUCAGGGCUGGCAGCGAUGCCGGGGCGGGGGAAGAAGAGCCAACCGAAGAGUUAUUACCGUUAGCAGCGACGGCAGCGACUAACGUCGACGGCGACGGACUAAGCGGCUCACUUGGCUUCCGCCCCCUUCCACCAGGGACCGGAAAUCCGGCUGCUGCAGAUCACGUGAUCGGCCGUCCUCUCCACUGUGGCGGCGGCUGCCCGGGAGGAGGAGCGGGUAUCCGACCGACUCUGCUUCCUUAAGGCGUGGCUUCCAAGCUGGGGGGAAGGUUCAGUGGAUUGUGAGGGGGAGGUGGAGGAGGAGGAGGAGGAGGCGAUGGCGGCGUCGGCGACGGCGCGGGAAGAUGGCGUCCGCAACCUGGCGCAGGGGCCGCGGGGCUGCGAGCACUAUGACAGAGCCUGUCUCCUCAAGGCACCUUGUUGUGACAAGCUUUAUACUUGCCGACUGUGUCACGAUACCAAUGAAGAUCAUCAGCUAGAUCGUUUCAAAGUCAAGGAAGUACAGUGCAUCAACUGUGAAAAACUCCAACAUGCCAAACAGACUUGCGAAGACUGUAGCACAUUGUUUGGAGAAUAUUACUGCAAUAUUUGCCACCUGUUUGACAAAGAUAAGAAGCAGUAUCAUUGUGAGAACUGUGGGAUUUGUAGGAUUGGUCCAAAGGAAGAUUUUUUCCAUUGCUUGAAAUGUAACUUAUGCCUAGCCAUGAAUCUUCGAGGAAAACACAAGUGUAUUGAGAAUGUUUCCCGGCAGAAUUGUCCAAUAUGCUUGGAGGACAUUCACACCUCCCGUGUUGUUGCUCACGUCUUGCCGUGUGGGCAUCUCCUUCAUAGAACGUGUUAUGAAGAAAUGUUGAAAGAAGGUUACAGAUGCCCAUUGUGUAUGCACUCUGCCUUGGACAUGACUCGGUACUGGAGACAACUAGAUAAUGAGGUAGCACAAACUCCCAUGCCGUCGGAAUACCAGAACGUGACUGUUGACAUUCUCUGCAAUGACUGUAAUGGACGGUCCACAGUCCAGUUCCAUAUCCUAGGCAUGAAAUGUAAGCUCUGUGACUCCUACAAUACUGCUCAAGCUGGAGGCCGCAGAGUGUCAGUGGAUCAGCAGUGAGAAGCCUGCCCUUGGCUAGAGAACAGCUCUGUGAUGUAGAUGAUGCUCUGUGUAAAAGAUUCCAAUGUCCGAUCUGACUGUGCAUUAGAGAUGUUUUAUACCACUGUCACAGCAGUGGAUCACAUCGUGGAUCUCUGGAUGGGAUUGUAAUAGCGCUUACUGGGUGAAGCCUCUGAGCGUGUGUAGAUUGGAAAUUCCUUUAGUGUCAAGUUUUGAAGCCAAUGAUGUUUGUCCCAGAUACAGUCAUGUUCAUCAAAAUAUUUUAUAUUUUCAUGGAAGUUUAAGUGACACUAUGCACGCAGAGUUAAUUUCUAGUUCUUAUUAGAACCACAUUCAAUUUUAACUAGUCUUUAAUUUUUAAGGGCUGUACUGUAAUCUUUAAGUUCUUAUUAUUAAAAUUUAAUUACGUGUGCUUUUUAA
Mus pahari (shrew mouse) is the source of this 1619-nucleotide messenger RNA. RefSeq names its product ring finger and CHY zinc finger domain containing 1 (gene Rchy1). Bases 408 to 1199 code for a protein of 263 amino acids. Gene Ontology annotation, cellular component: nucleus. Gene Ontology annotation, molecular function: zinc ion binding; ubiquitin protein ligase activity. The transcript is spliced from 9 exons. Gene Ontology annotation, biological process: protein ubiquitination; ubiquitin-dependent protein catabolic process. The record is from RefSeq and is a predicted model, not a curated record. NCBI's taxonomy places the organism in Eukaryota, Metazoa, Chordata, Mammalia, Rodentia, Muridae.